This is a messenger RNA of Pieris rapae (cabbage white), 4987 nucleotides long. RefSeq lists its product as uncharacterized. Bases 173 to 4474 code for a protein of 1433 amino acids. Gene Ontology annotation, cellular component: nucleus. The record is from RefSeq and is a predicted model, not a curated record. NCBI's taxonomy places the organism in Eukaryota, Metazoa, Arthropoda, Insecta, Lepidoptera, Pieridae. The transcript is spliced from 2 exons. Gene Ontology annotation, biological process: regulation of transcription by RNA polymerase II. Gene Ontology annotation, molecular function: DNA-binding transcription factor activity, RNA polymerase II-specific; protein binding; RNA polymerase II cis-regulatory region sequence-specific DNA binding.
AAUUUAAUGAAGUGGCGCAAAAUUUAAGCGUUUGAUAAGUUUGGAAUUUAAGAAAAUGUUAUCCUACGAUCACAGUGCUAAUUUUCAGGCCGUGGCGUCAGGAACGAUCGAUAAGAUGCUAUGCUCGUAAAAAUUAUGUGAAUGGCGGUUAUGUAUCUCAAAACCCACAAAAAUGAGUGACGUAAAGCAAGUGAAAGUGGAUAACUGGGGAAUAUAUUUCCUUCAGAGGUUAAAGCACUUCUUUAACCGAACUGACUACUGCGAUCUCACACUUCAGUUUCAAGAUAAUGCACAACUUAAAGUACAUAGGUUGGUUCUCAAUUCGUGUACAGAAUAUUUUGAGAUAUUAGAAAGAACUUGCGAAAUGUAUUCUGAUUGCUUAGUCAUGCCGGAUGAUCUACAGGCCGAUGUAGUAGUCCCUAUUGUUAACUUCAUGUAUACUGGACAGCUAGAAUUUAAAAUGGAUUUACUUGAAAAACUAUAUCAAACAUCUUUAAUCAUGAACAUGCCAGUUUUGACUAAACUUUUGAAUGCUCAUAGAGUCAAACCUAAUUUAUAUGGUAAACGGUACAGCCGAAAUAUUGAACCAAGAGUAUCUACACCUACUGCAACUCCAACUGCACAAAUAAAAAAGCGUAGCUUUAAUAAGGCUUUUCCAAACGAUCAACAAGUAACAGCAAAAAAAAAAUUUGGAACUUCAGAAUCUCUAUUGAGUAGUAGUAAUGGUGCCUAUGGCUUGGAAACAAGUUUAAAGCCAGUGGAAUCCAGCCAGAAAAAAAAUAUAAAUAAGGAUCCAAAGCCAACCCGGUAUGAAUUACCUGCUGAAUUAGAUGAUGAUAAUAUCUUUGAUAACUCUUUCACAAGUCUUUCUUAUGAAUCUAAACCUUUAAUGGUGCACCCUGAAACGACUAAAUAUUACACUCCUAAAAAAGCUAGAAUUUUUGAUGAACCAUCUAAUUCUAAAAAGUUUCUUUCCGGAACGACAACAAUGGAUAUUGUUGAAUGUCGAAAAAUCACACCAAAUGACUUUUUUGAAGAUGUUGCAGAUACAAGUCCUGAUGAUUCAGAACUUUUCUUACAACAAAAUGUUCAAGAAAAAAAGGAUUCUAGUCAACUUUUUGAUCAAAUUUUAAUUAAAGAUUCAAAAAUCUCUAUAGAAAAAAAAGAUAAAAAGGAAAAAAGCCACUUGGAUCAUGCUAAAAUUAUAAGUGAGGUACUGAAGAAAUAUCCUCAUUUGGUAAAAAGCAAUAAGAAUAUAAAACUUAAAAUACUGAACAAUCCCAACAGUCAGAAGAAACAAGAACCAAAAUUGCUAAAGCCUAAAACAGAAGUACCAGACUUUACUUAUGAAACAGAUGUAGUUGACUCUCAAGAAGCAGCACGACUUAUAGCAAUGGGUGCAGAUAAUGUGAAGGGUCCUUGGAUUUGUCUGAUAUGUGGCACUCCUGGGAGAGCAUUACAUUUUACAAGUUAUUAUAACUAUCGUCGACAUCUAGUAGAAGUUCAUAAUGAAAAACCAGUGUCAAAUAUGUGUGAAUAUUGUGGUUUGAAAUCACCAAAAAGAAACUACUUGGUCCACCAUUUAUACACUAAACAUGGAGUUGAACCACCACGAGCUUUUCACUUCCCUAAAUGUAAUAUAUGCAGCUAUGUUGCCUUAACAGAAGCUUUCUUAGUGAAGCAUAAAAUGUCUCAUUCUGACAACCAUAAAUUCCGAUGUGCUAUUUGUGCAUCUUCAUUUCAUAACUCAAAUUUAUUACUAAAACAUAUUCAGAAAACUGGUCACAAGUUUUCAGCUGAAAAAAAGCCAAGCCCACAAUGUAUUUAUUGCUAUAAGAUGUUUACACGAGAUUCAAAUCUAUAUGCCCACUUAAAAUCAAAUCAUUAUGAGUCUGCCAAAAAUGAUGGCAUAAUUGAAGAUUCUGACGAUGAGAAGGAGUCCAAGAUUCAUGUAGAUACUAAUAGGGAUGGAACACCAACAAAAUACAUAGAAGUUAAUGUUCCUGGAUCAUUUGACAAUCAAUAUGAUGAGACUUCCUAUAAUGUGCAACAACGAUCAGAUGGAAAUAUUGAGAUAGUUACUAAAAAGCCACCACUUAAUUUAACUCCAAUUUCUAAAAAAAAGAUAUUAAAUGCUGGAUUGAGUAAAACAUCCUCUUCUGGUACUCCUCAAAAAGUAAAAAUUAUUCAAGAAGUUAUAUCAAAAUCAGACUUUAUAGAUUCACCUGAAUCAGUAAAAAAAGAAGAUGGUAUUGUAGUACUAGACAAUAAUGAAUUCUUUUUCACAGAAAACUAUCAAACUGAUACUGAAGAAAUAAUAACUUCUGAGACUUCACAAAGUGAAUACUCAACUACUCCUCAUAAUAGUACUGAAACAUCCAAACUUACUCUAUCAAAAUCUAAUCCAACUAUGAAUCAGCCCAUACAAAUUGUAGUAUCUAAUGAAGAGGAAUAUAAAGCAUUACUUUCCUCAAAUCACUCAAUAAUAUUUGAUGAGAGAGUUUCUGAUAAACCUUUGACAGUUUUGGCAACAUCAAGUUCAGGUGUUGGAGAUACUAUCAAUUUGAGUAAUCCACAAUCAAAUGAAAUGAUGAUUGUUCCUGAAACAUUUCCCAUUAAUAUUUCAGCAUCCAAUACUACAGACAACUCUAAUAUAGUAGUUGUGUACAGCCACCCAGUAAGUGAACAAAACAAACAUUUUCAGUUAAUAACGUCUUCCCAAGGUCUUAAUAAUCAAUUCAUCCAAUCAUCAGCAAUUUUUACUCAAAAUUUUGAAACUGUCACAACAACGGCUCCAGUAAUGGCUGGUCAAAUAGUGGUUAAUAACACUACUGUAGGUAAUUCUUGGCAAAACAAUUUGCCAAUUGCUACUUCAGAAAUGCAAAUUAUAACUUCAGAAGUGCAUGUUGGUGAUCCUGUUAAUAAUAUCCCUCAAGUUGAGAUAAUGCAACCCGGUCUGGAGGUUCCUCUACCACAAUCAUUGCCAAACUUAGAUGAAACUGAUAUUUCUGUAAACAGCAAUUUUUUAAAUGCUAACACUACAACAAAAUCUACUAAUGCAGACAAAUCUGUUUUUCAAAAUACAACAUUAAUUCCUAUUAGUAAAUUGCCAUCCUUAAGCUCUCUCAGUCAAUCUAUGGUUAUAAAUUCACCCCAAGUAGGAAUGAAUAUUAUACAAUCAGAAAAAAGUCUUGAAACUAAAGAACCGCAUGCAAUUAUGGAAAUUCCAAUCACAGAACAAUCUAAUAUAGUGGACAUGCCAUCUAAUAUAGAUGAAGAAUUAAAAACUGAACCUAUUUUUGAUGAACCUGCCUCCAUUGUAGACCAACCUGACUCCAUUAUGGACCAAACAGAAUCUAUUGAACCUAAGGAGGAACAGAGUGACUGUGUUACAGAACCAAAUGCAUUGGUAUGUCCACAUCAAGAUGUUGAAUCGAACAUAAUAGUUGAUUCAGGAGAAAAAGCUUUAAGUAUAGAAUUGCCACAGGAUCCUACUAAUAUUAGAGAACAAGAAACUGUCACAAUGAGUGCAAAGGAAGAAACUACUGGUGAUAAUGCUAAACUAGACAUAUCUGUAACUUGUGAACAUAUACAAGACACAACAGAGACACGAGAAUGUUCAAAUGACAUAGCUGAUUGUAUACCAGAGUCCAACAAUGCAAAUUCACAUAUAGAUGAACAACCCUUAAUUACAUCUGAUCUUCAACAAAAUCAUAAUAUUAUAAUGGAACAAGAUGAUAAAUUUGAUCACAAAGCUACUAUAGCUAUUCCUCAAAUGGUAACUGUUGAACCAAAAACCCUUUUGCAUCACACAUCUACUUCAGUUACAAAGGAUAUACAGAUUUCUGAAAUAGAAAAUACAUUAUCUGAACAUACUUUAACACAAAAAGCUGAUUUUGUAAUAGAUACUGAAGAACAGAAACAGAAUCAACCCGUAUUAAUAAGUGAGGAGGAUGAAUGUAUUAAAACUGAGGAUGAGGAAACAAUUGAAAACAUAGCAAGAGAUAUAGAAGCUGUUCCUAAAAUGAUGGCUGUAGAAAUUAUGGAAGAAAAACCUUAUGAAAAUACUAACAAGCCUCUUAUAAAAGAUAUUGAUAAUCUAACAUCAGAAUGGUCAGAUGGUGAUGGAGAAGAAGGAACAGAUCCUUCUAUUAAGUUGACUCAAGCAGAAGUAGCUGAAGAUAAACCUGAAUGUAUGUUGCAAAGUAAUGAAUUAGAACCUGACAAAAACAUAGAUAGUGUACCCCAAGAAAAAAUUUCCUCACUUCUUAAUGAUUGGGAAGAAAACUCGCAAGAAGAAACAAUUUCUGAUUCUGUGUCUGCAAUUCCAACAGAAGUAAUAAAAAAUACCACUAAUAUCAUUAGUGACAAGUUGACCAUGGAGAAAGUUGAGCCACAAGAGGGCAAGAAACACAAUGAUAUAAGAAAGUUAGUAAGUGAUUGGGAUGAUGAUGUAGAAGAGGAUCAUAAUUAGAAUACUAUUAAUUUCUCGCUUAUUUCAGUAUAGUACAUUUAGUACAGUAACAUUAAUUUAGCAGAUAAACUAACCUUUGAAGUUCCAAAUUCAAGUGUCUGUUACACUAUACAAUUACAUAGUAUUAUGUAUGACUUGUAAUGCUCAUUUCAUAAGAGUCACAAUUAACAUAGGUUUAAGAAACAUUGUUAUGGUCCAAUUGUAAAAGUAAAAUCAAUUUGCCAACCUAUUUAAUUAAUUAAUUUUAUACAAUUAGGUUUGUUUAAAAAAUAUUGAUUUGUACAUAAUGCAUAUGUUUUAAGUUAAUCAUUUUAGAAGACAUGUAAUUUGUAAGGAUAUAGUUAAAGUCUGUUAUUGAGCUAAAUGAAAUAUUGGUUUAAUGAGUUGUAAUUAAAUACAACUAAAGUAUUUGAAUUCGAUGUAUACAAUAAUUUUGAUCCAGGAUGUAAGAUCUUAUUCUAUAUCAAUAUCACAACCUAUAGUGUAUGUUUAAUGAUAUUAAACGUUUUUAAA